GAUCUGCUCCUGAAAGCAAAUGCUAACCAGUUCAGGUGUGCAACCACGAAGCCUGAAAAGGGAGAGAUUGACAAUAUACCUAUUAAAUUAAAUGCUGCAGCUAUUUUAAGAGAGGGUGCCCUCUAUCACCGGAAAAUGGAACAGGAGCUCAAGAGAGUUGAAAAUUUGCUACAAGGUGCUGGAGACCCAUCUGAAUUCCUGGAAUGGCAAAAGCAGAUGCGUGGAAAAGAUUUGGAAGGGCAGCUCGCUGAAAUAGAGUGUAGGAGGCUUCAAGGGAAACUGAGUCAUGAAGAGGCAAUUCUAGCUCAUCAGAAUGUAAUUCAAGAAAACAAGAAGAAAGCAGAUCUAAUGAGAGAACAGAAAGCAGAGUUGAUGCACCAGUACGCAGAGAAACGUCUACAGGAACAGAAAGAAAUGAGAGAGCUGGUGGAGCAGGUCGCGGAAGGACACAAGAAUGCAAAGCAAGCAAAAAGAAAGCUCCAGGAAUACAAACAACAGAUAGUUCAGGAAGUUUGUGAAGAAAAUCGAGAACUUCUUCGGCGAGCUUUAGAAGAAGAGGAGGAGAAGCUUAGGAAAAGAUAUGAACUAAUUCAACAAAUACGAGCUCUUGAGUCUUUACCAAGCCUCAGACACAAGUUUGUUGAUUUAACUGAGACUGGUGGCCAUGGUUUAAUUUGUGAAAUGUCAAUAGUGGAACUACGUGAACGCCUCGCUCUACUCAGAGAAGCACAGAAGGCAGCAGAGGAAGAGAAGAGAGACCAGAUCAUCCAUGAAAAACAAGCUAAGGAACAACUUCUUCUAGACAAACUGGACCAGAUUUCCCUGUUCAGAGCAGAACUUGGACGAGCAGCUGCUCUAAAGCAAGAAGAAAAGAAAAGAAAGUCCCAGUCUGGUGAAAGGCCGAUGAAAGAUGAACGCAUUUUAAACCUGCAGAAAAAGAUUGUAGAGAAAACAAUGGAGCGUAAAAAGCAAGCAGGACUCUUAAAGGUUACCCCGCAGAAAACCAGCAUCGCGUCAAGGAAGGAUUCUUUGCAGUGGAACCAUUGGAAAGAACUGGAAGAGAGUCGGGAACGACAGUUCAAGAUUCUUCAACACGGCUUCAUGGCCAGAGAAACAGCUCAGAAAAUGGCUGCCUAUGAGGCAGCAAGAAGUGGAGCCACAGUCUGUAUAUUGCGCUCCGAAGUAAAAUAAAAUACAUUUGGAACAAAUUCAAGCCUGCUGGAAAUCUCCCAGUGUGCCUAUUUACUACAAGGUCAAAUUUUAAUCUUUAUUUCACCUUUACAGUGUGAUUAGAAAAAUUUAGGUCAUACAGGCACAAUAGAAAAAAAAUGUGGGGUUUUUUUGUAAUAGAAUUUUAUUUUUAAGCUAUAAUGAUAGGUUUGUUUCUGUUAGAAUCAAAAGCUUGAAGAAACUGAAA
Messenger RNA from Phaethon lepturus (White-tailed tropicbird), 1417 nucleotides. It is a transcript of the gene CFAP99, whose product is annotated as cilia and flagella associated protein 99. Lineage: Eukaryota; Metazoa; Chordata; Aves; Phaethontiformes; Phaethontidae. The annotation marks the transcript as partial. The record is from RefSeq and is a predicted model, not a curated record. The transcript has 8 exons.